Messenger RNA from Cygnus atratus (black swan), 3498 nucleotides. It is a transcript of the gene ZFPM2, whose product is annotated as zinc finger protein, FOG family member 2. Gene Ontology annotation, cellular component: nucleus. Gene Ontology annotation, molecular function: RNA polymerase II-specific DNA-binding transcription factor binding. Gene Ontology annotation, biological process: positive regulation of transcription by RNA polymerase II; cell differentiation; heart development. The coding region runs from base 43 to 3498 and encodes 1151 amino acids. NCBI's taxonomy places the organism in Eukaryota, Metazoa, Chordata, Aves, Anseriformes, Anatidae. The transcript has 8 exons. The record is from RefSeq and is a predicted model, not a curated record.
GCUCCCGUACCUGGAGCGAGGCAGGAGCGGCAGCCCGGCAGCAUGUCCCGAAGGAAACAGAGCAAACCCCGGCAGAUCAAACGGCCCCUUGAGGAUGCCAUUGAGGAUGAAGAAGAAGAAUGCCUGUCUGAAGAAAAUGAUACUGUCUCAAAAGAAGACUUUCCAUUGGAGGAAAGCUUUUCUGCAGAGUUUGAGCCUGAAAAUCUGAGCUGCGAAGAAGUGGAAUACUUUUGUAAUAAAGGCAAUGAAGAAGGCAUCCAGGAGGCAGCAGAAUCUGAGGGUGAUGCAAGGCCAGAAAAACCAGGGCAGCUUGCUGUGGAGGCAGAAGAUUGGGAUGGGCCAGGAGAGCUGGAGGUGGUCCAGAAGGAUGGGGAGCGCAAGAUCCAGAGCCGGCAGCAGCUUCCGGUUGGAACAACAUGGGGGCCGUUCGCUGGGAAGAUGGACCUGAACAAUAACACCUUGAAGACAAAGGCUUCAGUCCCUAUGGUACUGACUGCUGGCCCCAAGUGGUUGCUGGAUGUGACUUGGCAAGGAGUAGAAGACAACAAAAACAACUGCAUUGUGUACAGCAAAGGAGGGCAGCUUUGGUGUACCACGACCAAGGCCAUCUCAGAGGGUGAAGAGCUAAUUGCCUUUGUUGUGGAUUUUGACUCAAGGCUGCAAGCUGCUAGUCAGAUGACUCUUACAGAAGGGAUGUAUCCUGCACGCCUGCUGGACUCAAUACAAUUGCUCCCUCAACAAGCUGCAAUGGCAUCUAUUUUGCCUACAGCUAUUGUGAACAAGGACAUAUUCCCUUGCAAAUCCUGUGGCAUUUGGUAUCGAAGCGAGCGGAAUCUGCAGGCCCACCUCAUGUACUACUGCAGUGGGAGGCAAAGAGAGGGGCCUCAGCUGUCGGAGGAGAAUGAAGACAGUGCUCAACAGAUAUCCAGUGUCUGCCCCUUUCCGCAGUGCACCAAAAGUUUUUCUAACGCAAGAGCUCUGGAAAUGCACCUGAAUUCUCACAGUGGAGUGAAAAUGGAAGAAUUUCUCCCGCCUGGAGCUAGUCUGAAAUGCACAGUUUGUACUUAUACUGCAGACUCGGUGAUUAACUUUCAUCAGCACCUGUUCUCGCAUCUUACUCAAGCUGCCUUUAGAUGCAAUCACUGCCAUUUUGGCUUCCAAACUCAGAGGGAGCUACUGCAGCACCAAGAAUUACAUGUCUCUGGCAACAAGAUUCAGAGAGAAAGUGACAUUGAACACUCUCCAAGUGGAAAUGAGGAAGGUUUACAGCCAGCGACAGACCUGUUGAGCAGAAAUGAUAUUCCCCAGGGCCAAAAGACCAUGCAGACUAAAGACGCAAGUUCUGAUACAGAGCUUGAUAAAUGUGAAAAAAAGGCUCCACUUUUUCUUCCAAACCAGAGGCCAGAAACACAGCCUGCAACAAACAAGCAAAGUUUAUCAUACACUAAAAUAAAAUCUGAACCAUCUAGUCCAAGACUUGCCUCAUCGCCAGUUCAGCCUAAUAUUGGUCCUUCUUUCCCAAUGGGACCCUUUCUUUCACAGUUUGCUUUUCCCCAGGACAUCACUGUGGUUCCUCAGGCUUCAGAGAUAUUAGCCAAAAUGUCUGAACUGGUCCACCGGCGGCUGAGGCAUGGAAGCAGCAAUUAUCCUCCAGUAAUUUACAGUCCUUUGAUGCCAAAAGGGGCUACGUGUUUUGAGUGCAACAUAACAUUCAAUAAUUUGGACAACUACUUGGUGCACAAAAAGCACUACUGCAGUAGCCGAUGGCAGCAGAUGGCAAAGUCACCAGAUUUUUCCAGUGUUCCAGAGAAAAUGCCAGAAGCUGUAAGUCCCAGUAAUGGUCAAAGCUCUAUAAGCAUCCUGAAUACAGCUCCUCACACAUCAGACCCAGAGAAUCAGCUUCUGCAGACAUCUUGCAUUAACUCUUCCAGUGUCUUAGAUUUGAUUGGGCCAAACAAUAAAGGUCAUGAAAAAGACUUCACAGCACAAGCUAAGAAGUUAUCAACUGCAAGCAACAGCGAUGAGAAGAUAAAUGGAAAACCUUCUGAUGUGAAGAAUCCCAAUGCUUCUUUAGUAGAAGGGGAGAGUGAUCCUAAUAAGACCACAUGUGAAGCUUGUAAUAUUACUUUCAGCAGACAUGAAACAUACAUGGUCCACAAGCAGUAUUACUGUGCCACUCGCCAUGAUCCCCCACUGAAGAGGUCUGCUUCCAACAAAGUGCCUGCCAUGCAGAGAACAAUGCGUACACGGAAGCGGAGAAAGAUGUAUGAGAUGUGCCUACCAGAGCAAGAGCAAAGGCCACCACUAGUACAACAGCGAUUUCUGGAUGUGGCUAAUCUUGGCAAUCCAUGUACAUCUACUCAAGAGUCAACAGAGAGUCUUGGAGAAUGUUACCAUCCACGGUGUGAUAUAUUUCCAGGAAUAGUGUCAAAGCAUCUUGAAACAUCACUGUCUAUUAACAAGUGUGUUCCCGUUUCAAAGUGUGAUACUCCCCACUCCACUGUGUCUUGCUUGGAGAUGGAUGUGCCAAUAGAUCUCAGUAAAAAAUGCUUACCCCAGUCAGAGAGGACAUCCACCUCUCCCAAAAGGCUGCUGGACUAUCAUGAGUGCACAGUAUGCAAGAUAAGUUUUAACAAGGUAGAGAACUACCUGGCUCAUAAGCAGAAUUUUUGCCCUGUCACUGCCCAUCAGCGUAAUGACCUGGGACAGCUUGACAGUAAGGUGUUUCAAAACCCAGAAAGUGAAAGAAACAGCCCAGAUGUCAGCUAUGAAAGAAGCAUAAUCAAAUGUGAGAAAAAUGGAAACUCAAAACAGUCCUCUCCUAACGGAAACUUAUUUUCCACACACUUAGCGACACUUCAAGGACUAAAAGUCUUUAGUGAAGCAGCCCAGCUUAUUGCUACAAAAGAAGAAAACAAACAUUUGUUUCUUCCACAAUGCCUUUACCCUGGAGCAAUAAAGAAAGCUAAAGGAGCAGAUCAGCUUUCUCCAUAUUAUGGAAUAAAGCCAAGUGAUUACAUUUCUGGUUCUCUCGUCAUUCAUAAUACUGAUUUAGAUCAAAGCACAAAUACAGAAAGUGAAUCUCAUAAAGGCCAGGCUCCUUCAAAUGGAUGUGCUGUGCAGAAGAAAGAGUCUCUUCCACUAUUGCCAAAAAACCGAGGCAUGGUAAUAGUUAAUGGGGGACUAAAACAGGAGGAAAGACCUGCAGCAAACCCACAACAGGAGAACAUUUCCCAGAAUCCUCCACAUGAAGAUGGGCACAAGUCUCCUUCUUGGAUCUCUGAGAAUCCGUUAACUGCAAAUGAAAAUGUCUCUCCAGCAAUUCCUACAGCAGAGGAACAAUUGUCUAGUAUAGCUAAAGGAGUGAAUGGUUCUACCCAGGCCCCAACCAGUGGAAAGUAUUGCCGACUGUGUGACAUCCAGUUCAACAAUCUUUCAAACUUUAUAACUCAUAAGAAGUUUUAUUGCUCGUCACAUGCAGCAGAACAUGUCAAAUGA